Pecten maximus is the source of this 2631-nucleotide messenger RNA. RefSeq lists its product as uncharacterized. The coding region runs from base 1 to 2631 and encodes 876 amino acids. The transcript has a single exon. Gene Ontology annotation, molecular function: hydrolase activity, acting on ester bonds. The record is from RefSeq and is a predicted model, not a curated record. NCBI's taxonomy places the organism in Eukaryota, Metazoa, Mollusca, Bivalvia, Pectinida, Pectinidae.
AUGGCGUACGGAGGCAGAUGGACUGAGGUGAUGUCUAAACACCUCAAGACAGUAGAGGAUGCCACCCGAAAAGGUGACACCCUGGACCCUCGAGAUGUCAUGAGCCACCUGUAUAGGACCAACAUCUCCGAUCGUAGGAUGAAGGAAGCGGUAAUGGGGCAGGUCAAGAUCGCCAUCAAGAAAGGCAGGCGGGGUUGGCUAAGGCGCAUGGCAGAGGAGGCUCGCAGCGCUGGAUUGUUUACAGACGAAUGGAUUGAAGGUAACAUCUUCAAAUUACAGGGUCGCCAUCAUCGUCGUGACAAUCGCCGAGAAUCCAUCGCGGAGCAGGCGGUGUUCGAGCCUGUGAGGGACUAUCGGCUUCAACAGGACCCGACACUCCCAAAAUAUGUUGAAGAGGUUAGCGCUCAAGAUGGCCCGACUAGGUUGGAUCAGCGCUCCUACAGAGAUGCCUUAAUGGACUGCCCUAGAGAAGAGAAGAGAUCGUCUCCGGAAAAGUAUUCGUCGGACGUGUCCAAUCAUUCGGGAGGGGAAUACCAGGAGGAGUUGGCCGGCGAAUCUUCAAGGGAGGACCUUUAUGUUGACAAUCAGUCAACAACCGGUGAGGGUCAGGAUUCCCAGUUACGGGGAGGAAGCUCGGAAGGCAAGGAUUCCCGGUUCUCGGGAAACACAGACACGCAACGUGUCGUUGUAUUAAUGCCUGCAGAGAGGGACAUGCCGGAUCAGGGCAAGUCGCAGAGGGGUAGCCCCCGUUAUCAGCGACAGUCUAGCUCACGGCUGAGGGGCUCGGAUUCGAGCAGGGGGAGGAGUAUGGCACGUUUCUCACAAAAACGGAGACCCUCCCCGAGGAGUUAUCAACGGAACAAAGGAACCUAUUCUACAAGAGAGGCAAGGUCUCCGACCCCACGUAUACAGAGUACGAGGGGAGCCGGACCAAAGGUUCAUUCAGUCCGGGUACGGACAGAUCAUCAGCAAAGUUCGGGGGUUGGACAAGUACCAGUACGAACUAGGGAAAUAUGGAAUUCGUCUUAUUCCCGUAAGAAGGAGUCUUCCAAGCCGGAAGAACAGCCCACUCCAACAAGGCACCGGAAACGGAAAGCUAAGUUGCAAGGUCAGGAGGGUCAGCCACCUGAGAAGAAGUCUCACAGAGGUCAUCGGAAGGGGGAGAUUUGCAAGAUAGGCGGUUGUGGCAAGGAAACUUGGUAUCCCAAGCGUCAUCUAGUCGAGGCUCACCUCCCCAAUGUCUUAGAAGAGCGUCAUCCGUUGACAGUGGACCUACACCGGACCCGGUAUUCGUGUCUGGCCAUGUUUGCUGUAUGCACUGUGGGGCCAACAGCAGGGCUGCAAGACCUCUGUGAUUGGAUCAACCGAUACAGGUUCAUUGAGCCAGGUUGGAAGAUCACCGAUAGACAGAGGGAGUUGAUGGUAGGACUGUGUGAGGAGCAAGGCUGGGAAGUUCCACAGGAUUUCAGCUUGUCCCCAAUAAACUCUCCCGCUGCACUCCUGCAUUGGAGGUGCCUGAAAGCUAUUGCCAAUCAGAUAGCUAGGGGGACGAUGAACGAGCUGAGGGAAAGGUUCACCUUUACCUCUGAACAGGUUCUUGUGGAGCCGGAAGCUGAGGUCCAGGAUACGGCUGGUGUCGACGUGAAGGAUCCGAUAGAGGCCAUGGAGACGUCAUCAGGACUUCGGGUAUCCACCGGUAGAUCGGCAGAGGACCCGGGGUUAGAGCAUCAGAAUCCUGCUGGGGAUUCGUUGGAGGACAUAUCAGUACCAGAGUCCAAGCGAAUGGAGGAGUCCAAACCGGUGAUGAGCGCUUUCGAUAGCCAUUUCCAUCUGGAUAGGAUACGAAGGUACCUGAAGCUUCACCAUGAUGCGUCAGUGCAUGAUGUACUAGCAGCGGUGCCAACAACACCAGGGGAGUACCAGCUAGAAGUCUCGGGAGGUGUCGCGGUAUACUGCGACCCCGAAACCUACCCAUCAGUCGACGAAAUAUCUCGAUUAGUGGAGGAAGGCUUUAAGGCGGUGAUUGGAGUCCAUCCUAAGCACUGCAUUUCCAAGGUUGACAAACAACGCCUGGUGGACUUGCUGGUGGUACCUGGAGUGGCUGGACUCGGUGAGGUCGGUCUCGAUCACACCUGUCGGCCUGAUACUUGGUAUCCUCAGGAGCAGCUACUCAAGGAUCUCCUGUCCUAUCUGUGUCCAGGCAUGGUACUGGUGCUGCACAUCAGGGGAAUGAAGAGGGAUGCUGCAGGAGUGGAGGCCUUCAUGCGCUGCCUGGAUAUCCUGCAAUUGCAGGGAGUAUCAUCACGCCAGAAGAUUCAACUCCACUGUUUCUCCGGUACAGCGAGAGUAGUGGAAAGUUGGUUGGAAGUCUAUCCAAACACCUACUUUAGUGUGUCGGGCCUGGUGUUUCACUUCAAUGAUGCCCAGAGAAAGGCUAUCAAGUCAAUUCCCCUAGAUCGGCUCCUUUUAGAGACAGAUGCCCCUUACUUUCCGGUAAGUGCGGAAAGUUCGUGCAGUGCCCCCCACUUAAUUGAUAUCACAGCCAGGAAAGUGGCAGAGAUACGGGGAGGCAUUACCGUCAGAGAGGUCCUUGGAGCCACAGAGGAGAACGCCCGGACCUUCUUCUGUUAA